AUUUCAUUACUUUUCAAUCCAUUUUCAAGCUAUUUUAGAAUCAGUUAUGUUUAGCCAAAAUGUUCAUAACUUUGUAAAUUGUGUAUGGGGUUCUCUAGGCUUUCAUACUGCCGCCGGCUUCACAUGUGGGUUUAUAAAAUAUAAUUUAAUACUAUGGAAUAUCUUUAUUUUUAUUUAAUUAGUUUUUACUGAAGUUUCGCUUUUAGAUCUUUCGCUCAAAGUUUGACACUACUCUACGGAUUCUCAUACUUUUACUAAGCAGAAAAAGUAAAUUUUGUCUCUUGGUUACUUUCGAAGCUAGAACAACCUGAAGAGUAGAAGAUGGCUACCAAAGUUACAAAGAAACACAUUUUAAACUGUCAAUUUUCUAAUUGGUAUUCGUUAUUUCGUACUUUGUCGCCAAAAGCAAGAGUCAUAAAGCCAAUUCCUGCGUCUAUACUAAGAUACCUUAAUGAAGAUGGUAUUUAUAUAAAAGACGUUUCUAAUACAAUUGAAGAUUUAACAGAUGAAGAGGAUGGGAACGGGGAAGAACAAGAAGACAUACAUGUUUCUUCUUACUAUCCAGACAAACCGACCAUUCAACUCAUAGACAGGAUCAUUUCGGAGCUCGAUGGAGCCGUGGUGCCCAAAUUAAAUUGGUCAAGUCCCAAAGACGCUUUAUGGAUGAUGCCCACGGGUACCAUGAAAUGCACCUCAGCUGAAGACGUUCUUUUGUUACUAAAAUCAUCGGACUUUAUAGCUCAUGACCUUGAUUAUGCCUUUGAUGAUUGUAUAGAAGAAGAUGCUCAAGAAGCAGAUCUUACGAAUCAAAAGUUUCCAUCUGAAUUUAGUCACGAGCUAAUUUUAAAAGAAUGGUUUCCCAUUCAUUCUUCAACGGAGUUCCGUUGCUUUAUAAAAGGAAAAAAUCUUGUUGCUAUAUGUCAAAGAGACGACAAUUAUUACGAUUUCUUAGAGGAUGACAUGAAGGAAUUCCUGCCUCUUUUGCAGGAUUUGGCAUCCAAACUUUCAGAGUUUCCUGAUCCCAAUUUUGUUUUUGACGCUUACGUUCAAAAAAAUCGCGCUUGGCUAAUUGAUAUUAAUCCAUUCUGUGCAAGAACAGACGGGUUGCUCUUUGCCUGGACAGAGUUAUACGCAAUGGACUCUGAAGCAGAAGGUCCAGAGAUUCGAUUAAUUCCUAAGGGUAGCAUGCCUUCUUCUGGAAGUGCCAACUUUUACACCAAUCGUGUUCCAUUCGAUUUAAUCGCUGCCAGUCAAGGAGAAAAUAUACUAGAAUUUGCAGAAAAGAUGCAAAGCCUGGCUUCAGAAAGUGCUAGAGAUGAAGCAUAAGCAAAAUAAAAAUAGGAUAUAUAUCCAAGGGAAUCGGGUUGUUUACAAUUAAUCUCAUAACAGUUAUCUGUUUUUUCUAUUUAUGAUAAAUCUAAGUUAGUCU
This is a messenger RNA of Schizosaccharomyces cryophilus OY26, 1429 nucleotides long. Its product is annotated as D123 family protein. The record is from RefSeq and is a predicted model, not a curated record. The transcript is spliced from 2 exons. The coding region runs from base 322 to 1326 and encodes 334 amino acids. Gene Ontology annotation, cellular component: cytoplasm. NCBI's taxonomy places the organism in Eukaryota, Fungi, Ascomycota, Schizosaccharomycetes, Schizosaccharomycetales, Schizosaccharomycetaceae.